Oncorhynchus kisutch (coho salmon) is the source of this 3755-nucleotide messenger RNA. RefSeq names its product angiopoietin-related protein 1-like. Gene Ontology annotation, molecular function: extracellular matrix structural constituent; protein-macromolecule adaptor activity. Gene Ontology annotation, biological process: positive regulation of heterotypic cell-cell adhesion; blood coagulation; platelet aggregation. Lineage: Eukaryota; Metazoa; Chordata; Actinopteri; Salmoniformes; Salmonidae. Gene Ontology annotation, cellular component: fibrinogen complex. The transcript has 7 exons. The coding region runs from base 442 to 1935 and encodes 497 amino acids. The record is from RefSeq and is a predicted model, not a curated record.
UUGUGAAAACCUUGAGGCACCAAGCGUCAGAGCUCAGUGUGUUGAAGUAGCCGCUAGUUCAGCCAUGCUCCAGACAGAGCUCCAGCUCUAACCCCUAACCCCAGCCUCACUGAGCCCACAGAGAGGAGAUUUUGCUGGGCAGCAGGCUGCAGACAGAAGGCCUCUGGACUCUGGCUCUCUAGGAGGGGGACCGGUUGAGAUCCCAGGACAGAGGGAGUAGAGUGGGUGAGAGAGCCAGAGAUGAACCCCUGUGUGAGAUGGGAGAUAUGCACAUGAGCAGAGCUUGAGGAGGGGACUGAACCGGAGCACGAGGCUCUCUGAGCACUGCCUGACUAACGACACACACAUACAUCUGCAGGACACACUCUCUUACAAACAAACACACAAAGGGAAGCAUAGAGGAAGUCCAAGAGGCAUCCAGCUAGCCAGUAGAAGAAGACCAUGCAGGGUGUGGUUGGGGUGAGACGGGGGGUGUCGUGGAGCCUGUGUGGCCUGCUCUGCCUCUGUCUCUGGGGGCUGAGCCAGUGCAGCGGUUCCAGACAGGCCAGAGAGACCAGGGACCAGCCCAGGGACCAUCCCAUGCUCAGGGCCAAACGAGCUCCUGCUGAUGAUGUCAAGAAGUGCUCCUACACCUUCCUCAUUCCCGAGCAGAAGAUCACAGGCCCCGUCUGUGCCAGCGCCACGGGCCCAGAGCCGGACAAAGAGCGUGUGACGCGGAUCGACAUAGCUGACGUGAGAGAGGUGCUGUCCAAGCAGAGACGGGAGAUUGAGACCAUGCAGCUGGUGGUGGACGUGGACGGCAACAUGGUGAACGAGAUGAAGCUGCUGAGGAAAGAGAGCAGGAACAUGAACUCCAGGGUGACCCAGCUUUACAUGCAGCUGCUGCACGAGAUCAUCAGGAAGAGGGACAACUCCCUGGAGCUGGCCCAGCUGGAGACCCGGGUUCUCAACGUCACCUCAGAGAUGCUGAGACUGGCUUCACGCUACAAGGAGCUGGAGGGGCGUUUCGCAUUGAUGGCAGGGUUGGUGAACAACCAGUCGGUGCUGAUCGCUGCGUUGGAGGAGCAGUGUCUGCGGACCCUGGGGCAUAGUGAACUACCUGUGGUCCCCCCGCUGGUCCAGGUGGUGCCAGAGAGUAUCCCCGUCAACAGCCGCUUUACCAACGAGAUACAGAGGGACCAUAACAACCGAGCCUUCCCACGGGGGUCACGCAUGGACUCCCCCACUGCCUCCCCAUUUGCACUCAAUCCGCCGCCACCGCAGGGCACGCUCACCUCAGACGGUCCGUUUAAGGAUUGUUACCAGGUGCGCCAGGCGGGCCACAGCACCAGUGGGAUGUACCUGCUUAAGUCAGAGGGCAGUGACCGGUUGAUCCAGGCCUGGUGUGAACACGGCCUAGACAACGGAGGCUGGACUGUGCUACAGAGGAGGAAGGAUGGAUCGGUCAACUUCUUCAGGAACUGGGAGAACUACAAGAAAGGCUUUGGGAACAUUGACAGUGAGUACUGGCUGGGUCUGGAGAACAUCUAUAACCUAGGGAAGCAGGGGGACUACAGGCUGCUGGUAGAGCUGGAGGACUGGGUGGGAAAGAAGGUGUAUGCCGAGUACAGCAGCUUUCACCUGGAGCCUGAGAGUGAGGGGUACCGCCUGAGACUGGGCACCUACCAGGGAAACGCUGGAGACUCCCUCAGCAGCCACAAUGGGAAAAUGUUCACCACGCUGGACAGGGACAAGGACGCUUUCUCAGGUAACUGUGCUCACUUCCACAAGGGUGGCUGGUGGUACAACGCCUGUGGCCAGACCAACCUGAACGGAGUAUGGUACAGCGGAGGGGUUUACCGCAGUAAGUUCCAGGAUGGAAUCUUCUGGGCCGAGUAUGGAGGAGGGUUCUACUCCCUCAAGUCUGUCCGCAUGAUGAUCCGACCUAUCGAUUGAGCCUGGAACAGGCUCCAUCUCCCUACCUCCACCUUUGACCCAUCAUGACCCCUACCCUACCCCUCCCACUCCUGACCCCUCUCAGCUUCUCUACCAAGCUACCCUUCAUCUCCACACUCCAUUCCAUCCUUCCAUUCUCAAGUGGAGAAGAGGAUUGGAUUUCAACAGUCAAUGCCCAAAAUGGAAACCCUGGUUAUGUUUGACCGUCUCUCUCUAACAUAGCCAGAUAGUGCUGUGACAGAUGGCAGUGGACAGCCAGAGUAUGGACUCGAACACAGAGCUAGCAGCCACUGCCUUCUACAACAGUCUAUAUAUACAGUAUGCUACUUCACCAUGUCACAGUUCAAUACACUAUGAAGGUGAUUACUUUAGGAAUUUGAGAUGACUUACAGCCUAAAUGCUACUGGAAAAAAAUAUUGUUCAUUUUGUUGUUCUGUUUUGCUCAUCUCCAGCGGGUUUGUUGCUAAGUGAGUGUCUUUCUUCACAGCGUAAUAAGGAUUUAAUUACAAGUUCCUUAUGUCAUCGGUUAAAAUCAAAAUGAGAAUGUACCACAGUCAAAAGGGGUUGAGAGGCACGCGCCUCCCCCCAGGCAUACAGGACUUGGUAUGGUCUUCAUGUACAUAUUACUCUGUUGUUUUGUUUGGGCUUGUUGUUUCGGGGUUCCCACAAGCACUGAGCGGAAAUGGACUCUAACAAUGUGCUUUGUGACGUGGGAAUGGCCUAACUCGCUUUGGCAUGUAAAUAUAUUGGGCUUUAUUUGUGAGAGUUAAUUUAAGACGUAUGAAUCUGCUCAAGCCAAAUGUUUCCUCCAUGGUCUCCCUGACAUCUCUCACUUCUGUUAUUUAUCAACAUAUUUAUAAUGAGUAUAGUUAUAGUCACUCCCUGCUCUAUUUAGCCCCAGUAUGGCCAUUCUGUUUAUUCCUGUUAAGGGUCACACACACAAGCACACACACACUAGAGAACAACCGAUAAUCAGCUGAGGCGAUAUAUUGGGCCGAUAUUGGCUGUUUCUAGUCUAAUCGGCUAUUGGCCCUUCUCUAACGACUUUGCAGAUAGUCCCUCUACAUAGCAAAGCUGCUGCUAUGCCAGCCACCACUCAACGCCUCAGCCACGAGCACUGCACAAUGCCAAGGAAUGUCUAGCUGGGAAAAAUCAGCAGCAGUAAGCAGCAAGCUAGCUCAUUCUCCAACAGAAAUGUGUAGUAUUAAGAAACUGAUUAAUUGACACAAUGGAUGAAUUAACUCCCGUGGCAAAUAUUAGUUGAGUUAAUUCACUAAUAAUUAGGCUUGUGUCAAUGUGCCCGGACAUGCAUGCAAUAAGCAAGCUAGCUAUGUGACCUGUUAUCAAAGAUCACAACUAAACAUUUCAUCUGUGGUGUUAGCUAGCUAGCUAGAUAAAAAUGUAGCUAAGAUAACAAAUAGGAGCUAAUAGCCAAUGUAACUAGCUAGAUGUCAUUUAGCUGGUUAUCAGUUUGAACACGCACCAUUUUCUGCAACGAACCAUCUGACUUGUAAUUGUGUUACGCAGUUAGAUUGGUAAAAACUAUGUCAAAAGUAUUGUUUGAUUUUUAAAUGAAUGCAUACACGGCUGUCUCUGGGAAAAUUUGUCAUCCAAAUUUUAAAAUGUAAUGAUAUUGGAUAUCAGCCAUAAAUAUCAGCCUUGACUCCCUAAAAAUCGGUUGGGGCCCUAAACAAUCCAUAUUGGUCAUUCUCCAACACACACACAGAGACGAACGUCAAGUUGACGAAGGUGAAUAGCUGCCCUGCUCUGACAUCAGUUUCCAUGGAGCUCUAUACUAAAUAAAACCGUUUUUAAAUACC